AUGGAGGAUGAAUAUUUGGGUGUUGGCGGUGGUACUGGAACAGGAUCACGAUCCAAUUCCAUAUCGUCGUUCCAAUCGAUUCAUUCGGCGAUGCACUCCGAUAGCAAUGUUGCGUCUGAACGAUCCGUGAAACGAACCAAUUCAAGACCUCCAAUACCAGCGCAUAUGUUAAACACACAAACAGCAUCUUCGUCGAAUGGUGGUGAAAAACACACUGAAAAAACUGUCGAUAAGGUUUUUUAUUUAGUGAAUUGUUUGAUUCAGUUUUUUGUUUUAUUCACUGAUGAGUCAGUCAUAUGA
Anisakis simplex (herring worm) is the source of this 300-nucleotide messenger RNA. The record is from the annotation of a GenBank genome assembly. Lineage: Eukaryota; Metazoa; Nematoda; Chromadorea; Rhabditida; Anisakidae.